GUAUGUCUAAUUUCACUGCCAUAUUAUUAAUGGAAGUUAAUGAAGUACAUACAAAUUUGUUUGAUGAUAGCUUCAACACCGUAGCUUUAAUUUUUUACUAGAUCUACGAUAGAAAUUUUAGAGAAAUUUAUUGGAUCAAUUUUGAACUCGACCGAUCUGCGUUCCUUUAACGCGAUAUGAUGAUCUGAUGAUCACCUGUAACUCCCAUGCGGAUAUGAAUCCGUCGCCGUCCUCGUCGAACACAUUGAACGCCUCCGCCAGAUCACUCUCCUCCUGCGAACUCGUGGCAUCGCCGCCGCAUAGAUCAGAAGAAGACGUCGUUGAGCGACCGGUGGAGUGCGUCGAAGUCUUCGAAUCGGAGACCGCAAUUUCCUGGUUUGAUGAAAGACCAGACCGUGGACUCCAUCUCGGAGAUAUCUGUGUGGAGGCGGAGGAGGUUGAGCGCCUCGCUGAGCUCGUCGACGGUGAUCAUGCUGUCGCUGUUCCGAUCGAAGAGGUCGAAGAUCCAUCGGAGACGGACGGAGUUGAGGCUCGGACUGCACAGCCGGAAUGAAGACGUGGUUCCAUUGCGAAGGAUUGCGUUGGGAGGAGCUUGAGACUCGCCAUCCAUAGCUAGACGACUGGUGCCAGAAGAUUUAUUUUAAAUUUUAUGCAGCAAGAUAAAAGGGAUUGACAACUAAGGGUAUGAUUGGAAGAGAUUGACAACAUAAAUAGCUAAUUUGGUA
Cuscuta campestris is the source of this 725-nucleotide messenger RNA. NCBI's taxonomy places the organism in Eukaryota, Viridiplantae, Streptophyta, Magnoliopsida, Solanales, Convolvulaceae. The record is from the annotation of a GenBank genome assembly.